This is a messenger RNA of Glycine soja, 3539 nucleotides long. RefSeq names its product probable inactive leucine-rich repeat receptor-like protein kinase At3g03770. The transcript is spliced from 8 exons. Gene Ontology annotation, biological process: protein phosphorylation. Gene Ontology annotation, molecular function: ATP binding; protein binding; protein kinase activity. Lineage: Eukaryota; Viridiplantae; Streptophyta; Magnoliopsida; Fabales; Fabaceae. The record is from RefSeq and is a predicted model, not a curated record. Bases 734 to 3049 code for a protein of 771 amino acids.
UCUGAAGCUGUGACCCUGCUCUGCUAUCUCCUCUGUUCUUCAUUUCCUCUCCAAUUGUUACGGACCCCAUUAAUGGCAGCAACGCCACUUCGAGCAACGCAAUAAAUGCCUUUGUCAGUGUCCAAGGACGGCAUUUUCAACUACCUAACCUCCCUUGAUUCAACACACGUUCACCAUUGAAGCCUCAAAUUCUGCAAAACCAAUGACUCAGCUUAGUUUCACUUCCCAAGGUGCUCCAUGGUGCAAAGUUACAUAUUUUACUCCAUGAACCUCCUUGAACACCGUCAAAGUUCUCUUUUUUUCCUUCGUGGUGCUCUUCAAUUGUGUGUUGUAUAACAUGUCUGAGCCUCUGAGGAGAUGAUGCUGUUUUAAAUUGUUGGCAAGGUUUUACAAAAAGGAUCCGUGACUGUGAUUUUGGCCUCAACGUCAAAGUUACAGGGGUCUCUAUGACUAUAAUUGUGAUCGCAUAAACUUCAUUUUGUCCGUAAUGUCUUGCAAUUUUGGCCAUAACAUUAAAGUUUUUAGGGUCUCUUGACACUGCAAUUGUGGCCGCAUAGGCUGCAUUUGUGCAGAAUUUACUAAAUAUCAAGGAUUGCGGCGAAACUGCAAUUGCAACUGCAAUUUAAAACCUUAUCUGUUAAACAUUUUUUUUCCCUGGGUGGUCUACUUUUGAUAUCUUUGAAGUUUGAAGGAUCUCUUUUGAGUCUUUUGACAUAAUCAUCAAAUUUGGUGCAUGAUGUUCCUAGCUGGUUCAAUGAGACAUUUUUGUUACCAUUAUCUUGUGGUUCUUUCAUGGCUUUUGUUCAUCCCAAACUCUCAUGAAUUACAAGCAGCUCAGACUCAAGCCUUGUUGCAGUUAAGAGUUUAUCUCGAGUACCCUUCUUCUCUGCAAAUUUGGGAAAAUUACAAUUGGGACCUAUGCAGCAUUUCACCCUCUGCAAACCUGAGCAUUAAAUGUGAAAAUAAUGAGAUAACUGAGCUUAAAAUUAUGGGAGAAAAGUCUGAGAAGCCGCAACGGUUCAAUGGAUUUGCUGUUCCUAAUCAGACUCUAUCCAUGAAUUUCUCCAUUGUUUCCUUUCUCUCCACUUUGACAAGGUUGGCCAGCUUAAGGGUUCUCAGCUUGGUGUCCUUGGGGAUUUGGGGGCCACUUCCUGAUAAGAUUCACCAUUUCUCUUCGCUUCAAGUUUUGGACUUGAGCUCUAAUUUCAUAUUUGGAGCCAUCCCACCAAAAAUAUCCACAAUGGUAAAGCUUCAUGCAUUGACCCUUGAUGACAAUUAUUUGAACACCACUAUGCCUGAUUGGUUUGAUUCCUUGUCUAAUCUAAAUAUCUUGAGUGUGAAGAGCAAUGGUAUAAAGGGUCCAUUCCCCUCCUCACUGUGCAAAAUUAAGACACUUGAAGUGAUUUCCUUGUCCCACAAUGAGCUGGCUGGGGAAUUACCUGAUCUGGGUUCUCUCACUGGCCUACAUGUUCUGGAUUUAAGAGAAAACCAAUUAGAAUCUGAACUACCAUUGUUGCCUAAAUCAGUGGUCACAGUUCUGCUUAGCAAUAACUCAUUCUCAGGAGAGGUACCUAAGCAGUUUGGUGAAUUAGAUCAGCUUCAACAUCUAGAUCUGUCUUCAAAUCACCUCAGUAAGACACCCCCAUCUACCUUGUUUUCUCUGCCCAAAAUAAGUUAUUUGAAUCUGGCAAGCAAUGCACUAAGUGGGGCCCUCCCAGACAAACUUAGCUGUGGGAGCAAACUUGGGUUUGUGGACAUUUCUAGUAACAAGUUAAGUGGUGGACUUCCCUCUUGCUUGGCAAAUACUUCUGAUGGUAGAGUUGUCAGGUAUGCUGGAAACUGUUUAUCUGUUGAUUCUCAGAACCAGCAUAGAGGGUCUUAUUGUAGAGAAUCUAGCUCUGGAUGGAAGAACUUGAAGACAUGGAAAGUAGCUGCAGCAAUGGCCAUCAUUGUUGGACUUGUUCUUGUGGUUAUGGUUUCAGGAGUCUUUUUAUGGAAAAAAUAUCAUUCCAGAAAGAUAACUGGGCAGGAAGUGUUGCUAAAAAUUGUUCAUGAUAACUCCACAACUGGGGUUUCAUCAGAGAUCCUUGCAAAUGCCAGAUUCAUUUCUCAAACAGUGAAGCUAGGGACACAAACUACUUCAACCUGUCGACAAUUUUCAAUAGAGGAAUUGAAGGAAGCCACAAAAAACUUUGACUUGUCAACUUAUAUUGGUCAAGGUCAAGGCUCCAUAGGAAAGCUGUUCAAAGGUAAACUAGAGAAUGGAUCCUACGCGGCGAUACGAUCUUUGGCUCUGUCAAAGAAAUGCUCAAUUCAAAAUCUUAGAGCUAAAUUGGAUUUACUCUCAAAACUUCAACAUCCAAAUUUGGUUAGCCUUUUGGGCCAUUGUAUUGAUGGUGGUGGACAAGAAGAUCCCAAUUCCCACAAGCUUCAUCUUGUAUAUGAGUAUGUGCCAAAUGGGAAUUAUCGUACACAUCUGUCAGAAUUUUCUGUAGAUAAGGCACUUAAGUGGUCUGAUAGAUUGGCAAUUUUAAUUGGCGUUGCAAAGGCAGUGCAUUUCUUACAUACUGGUGUUAUACCUGGCUGUUUUAGUAACCAGCUAAAGACAAAGAAUGUCUUACUUGAUGAACACCGCAUUCCAAAACUGAGUGACUAUGGCAUGUCCAUCAUCACAGAAGAAAUUGAAAAAUCUGAGGCAAAGAGUGAGAAACCAAAACCACGCCCAAGGACCAAAGCGGAGGAUGAUGUUUAUAAUUUUGGAUUCAUAUUGUUUGAAUCACUUGUUGGACCCAUAGCAUGCGACAAAGGUGAAACAUUUUUUCUAAAUGAAAAGGCAUCCUUUGGCAGUCAAGAUGGUCGAAGAAAGAUUGUGGAUCCUAUUGUGUUGACCACUUGCUCUCAAGAGUCAUUAUCAAUUGCAAUCUCAAUAACAACCAAAUGCAUAUCUCCAGAAUCUUCAUUCCGUCCCUCUUUUGAGGAUGUCCUAUGGAACUUACAGUAUGCAGCUCAAGUCCAAGCCACAGCAGAUGCAGACCACAAAUCAGAUUAAUUCUACAUAACAUCACUGGUCCAACCAAUUGUGUAGUGUAGGAGGCUCAAAACUAGAGCUUCAACUCCUCCAUAUUCCUUCUCCAACAAUGCGGAUAAAGAAAUCAAGGAUCUAUAUAUAAGUACAAGCAAAAUUCAAAUAUAAAGGUAUAGUUGUAAAAAUGUUCACCCCAUUUUAUUUUUUUAUUUCUUCUAGAGUUUUGAUAGGACAUAGUUAGAGUUCAAAGGCCUCUUCCGAAGAAGACUGAAUUAGGCCAAUGAAGCAAAUCAUGAACUUGACUAAGCACUCUGAUAGGAUGAAUGCUCCUAGAUCUAGAUGCAUAUUUGGUGGAAAUUGUAGCCAUGGAUUAUGGAAAGGUCAAAUUCAAAGAGUUGCAGGGGUAAAAGAUUUCUAGUGGAUGUAUAGUACAUCGUGUUAAGUUGUAAAUUUGAUUCUAUGCUCUUUUAUGAAAGGAAUUUAAUUCUCAACAAAUUUGAGGAAGAAAAAAAAA